GGUGAGUGAGCGCCUCUACCACAGCGGGCGGAGGGCGCGCCGCGCGGUACGCUCGCCCGGGUGUCGUUCCUCGGUGCGCUGCGGACCGAUGGCCACGCGACCAGCCCCGGGUCUUCGCGGUCGGCCUUCUCUGAGCCCCCCGCGCCUAUCGCGUUCAGCCCGGCCUCCCGCGCCCCUGCCGGUACCUAGCCCGCGGAGGGCAGCGUGUGACCUGUUGGGGUCCGGCGUCGCUACAGAGAGUUCCUGGUUCAUCCUUGAGACUCAUCUACUCUGAGCCAUCCUCAUGGAUGAACUUCAGGAUGUUCAACUCACAGAGAUCAAACCACUUCUAAAUGAUAAGAAUGGCACACGAAACUUCCAGGACUUUGACUGUCAGGAACAUGACAUUGAAACACCGCAUGGUAUGGUCCACGUCACCAUAAGAGGCUUACCAAAAGGAAACAGACCUGUUAUCCUGACAUACCAUGACAUUGGGCUCAACCAUAAAUCCUGCUUCAACACGUUCUUCAACUUUGAGGAUAUGCAAGAGAUCACCCAGCACUUUGCUGUCUGUCACGUGGAUGCUCCGGGCCAACAAGAAGCAGCACCCUCCUUCCCCACAGGGUAUCAGUACCCCACCAUGGAUGAGCUGGCUGAGAUGCUGCCUCCUGUUCUUACACACUUAAGUAUGAAGAGCAUCAUUGGUAUUGGGGUUGGAGCAGGAGCCUACAUUCUCAGCAGAUUUGCACUCAACCAUCCAGAGCUGGUAGAAGGUCUUGUGCUCAUUAACAUUGACCCGUGUGCUAAGGGCUGGAUUGACUGGGCAGCUUCCAAACUCUCAGGUUUUACCACCAACAUUGUGGACAUAAUUCUGGCUCAUCACUUUGGUCAGGAGGAGUUGCAGGCCAAUUUGGACCUCAUUCAAACCUACAGACUGCACAUUGCUCAAGAUAUCAAUCAAGAAAACCUCCAGCUCUUCCUGGGUUCCUAUAAUGGGCGCAGAGACCUGGAGAUCGAAAGGCCUAUACUGGGCCAAAAUGAUAACAGAUUGAAAACGCUAAAGUGUUCUACCUUACUGGUGGUGGGGGACAAUUCACCUGCUGUGGAGGCUGUGGUUGAAUGUAAUUCUCGCCUCGACCCUGUAAAUACAACUUUGCUAAAGAUGGCAGACUGUGGAGGACUGCCCCAAGUAGUUCAGCCUGGGAAGCUCACCGAGGCCUUCAAGUACUUUUUGCAGGGAAUGGGCUACAUACCAUCUGCCAGCAUGACCCGGCUCGCCCGAUCACGAACCCACUCCACCUCAAGUAGCAUUGGCUCUGGAGAAAGUCCCUUUAGCAGGUCUGUGACCAGCAAUCAGUCAGAUGGAACUCAAGAAUCCUGUGAGUCCCCUGAUGUCCUGGACAGACACCAGACCAUGGAAGUGUCUUGCUAAGCAGAUCUCCUCCCCUGGACCAUGCAAGUCCCUCCUCCUUGAAAUGACCACUCCGUAAUAGAACAUUUCAUUCCGUCAGCUGGCCCCUACUUCCUUUCACUCACGCAUGGCCACAGCAUCUCUCUCUAGUAGCCGAGAGUGUCAUUCUCUCCACCCUCUCUGUGUACCAGAGCCUCACCCAUGCCAUUACUGUAACAUUCCAACAUUUCCUCCAUCUGACCUGACCUCCAUAUCUUCUCUUGCCAGCCUUUCCCUAUGCUCCCUCAAAUAUGUAUCUGAUGAGAUUCUUUAAUUCCCAACUCCAUGUGUGUGCGAGCACGCGUGUCUGUGUCUGUGUGUGCACACUUCUGUGACUUUAGACAUGCUUUCUUGUAGUGCUUCUGCAAAGGGACUUUUUGUGAAUCCUCAGUGGCAUUUUUUUAAGGGAAAUAUGCAGAGUGGAUAUCUGGGUGGGUUGGGCCACAAGAUUGGAUUUUGGUUCCACUUGGACAACAAACAGUAUUUGCAGAGUGAUUUCAGGAGAGAGCAGGUCUGAGGAAUAUGCAAAACUGUAGUUACUGUGUGGGCCAUUGACUGCCUUGACCAGUAGAAGGGAUAACUAUUACACAGAUAGGCAGGCAGGGUGGCAGUCACCUCCCCUGUCCACGUGGAUCCAUCUCUGUCAUUGUGUGAGUCAGAGGGAUAGAUCGGAAGCCUGUGAAUGAUGUCUGGUGCACCACGGCGUUUUCUCCAGAGAACUGGCCUAAGCUCUAGAUAGCCAAGAAAGCUGGAAAACAGAGCACCAGGCUUCACUCUGCAGAGAGAAAGUGCUCCAUCCCUGUAGCGUCUGAUUGCACUUACCAGACACCCACGCAUCUGCAGGAAGUCUGAUGUAGAGCAGUUCUCCAUCCCUCAGUUCCAGAAAAAAUGGAGUGAUAUUUAAAAAUGCCAUCGAUGGUGGGGGUCUUACUGGGGAAGAGGAAGGACCAUUAGCACACCAUCAUGAUGUCAGAUGACAAAAUGGAAGCCAAGACACCUUGAAGGUGACUUUCCAGGAAGGUCAUAAGUAUGUAAUGUCCCUUUAUCGGAGGGAAGGGGACACACUCAGGGCAGCCCUGUCCAGGUAGAAAUAUUUUUGCCCCCCUGUCUGUUGUUGAUGAGGGGUCAUACCAGCCAGGGAGACCCUCUGGGAGGAAGCUGCCACACACAAGGACUCUGGAAGUAUCCAGAUGUGAGCCCAGCCAGGGUCCUAUGGUUCCAAAUCUGAAGAAAAGGUUUUUCACACACUCCUUGCUUUCUGCUAAGAUAAGAAAGGCGUCACUCUGCCAGAGUGUGACUUUUUACAGAUUAAAUAAAGCUGUAUAUGUCUCAUUGUUA
Molecule: messenger RNA, 2767 nt
Organism: Mus caroli (Ryukyu mouse)
Lineage: Eukaryota; Metazoa; Chordata; Mammalia; Rodentia; Muridae
Source: RefSeq, a predicted model, not a curated record